This is a messenger RNA of Macroventuria anomochaeta, 1097 nucleotides long. RefSeq lists its product as uncharacterized. The record is from RefSeq and is a predicted model, not a curated record. The coding region runs from base 147 to 956 and encodes 269 amino acids. The transcript is spliced from 3 exons. NCBI's taxonomy places the organism in Eukaryota, Fungi, Ascomycota, Dothideomycetes, Pleosporales, Didymellaceae.
GCAAGGGCGACAACCUCAUGAAGGCAAUGCAUGCCAACGACGAAGCCGCUGGCAAGUUCUGGAAUCCGCUCCUUUCCUCUGCAGAGAGCCAGUGGGACGACUUUAGCAAGUACCUACCUCCCUGUCGAUUUCCGUGAUGUUUAACGAUGACAGGUGACCUUGCUGGCUGGAACUGGCAAAAUGUGACAGAUCCCGAGGACACAAGGGUGAGUUUCCUCCUCAAAGAUGAUCGUGGAUGUCCUGGUUACGGCCUCGGCGCUGCCCUCAACGACCUCGGUCUACCAACCAAGUCAAGCGAUGACCCCAACAAUGGCAUCCAAGUUAUCUACGUUUCCCAUGGAGAUUUUUCGCUCCUACCAACCGACCCUGGGUACGUAUCGGUAAAUGGCCAAACGUACAAUGUUGGCGCGACGACCUACCACAUCACUGGAGGUUACUACAAGUUCGGCAUCGAAACCUCGACUGGCGCCAUCUUCGGACUCGAUCUUCUGGCGCCUGUAAAAGCAGCUACAGAACGUAAGCCGCCAGUCCCCAAAGAAGGACUACCUGCUUUGCAACGAUUCUCGGACGUAGCCUGGCUGUUCUGGGCAAAGCAGACUGCUCGCAAGAACAAUGUCAGAUACAUGUUCACUAUCGCCAUCGUCAACGAGGAGACACAGAAGGCAAUCCGCCGGGCUCUCAAGAGCACCAAUGCUACGUAUGGCCCAUGGCCUGGUGCGACUUUCAGCACUGAUUCCGACGAGGGCAAAGUUCUCCUGGGCUCCCCAAACGGACGCGCUUACGGAUAUUUUCUUUCGCAGCAUAAGCGAGAGCUUGGAGGGAACAUGUACAUCUCCAAGAUCCAGGUCUUCCAUGGCGAGACCAAGCCGCUCAUUCCAAAUAUGGUCCUUCAUGUCGAGCAACCGAAGCCGACCGCGAAGAAGCGGGGGUCGCGAAAGAGGAAGGCGAAGUUAUGAGAGUAGCGUGGAGGUCUUCGUGGGUUUGGAAUCAGCAUUUAGAUCGCGUGAAGGGGGAAAAUAAUAGUCAUGUUAUACGAAUUGAUGGGUGCUAAAGGUGCGAUUGUAAAUGAGAUGAAGAGUGAAAGGACGCAACGCGUC